UAUUUUAACAAAUAAUGACAAACAACUUUAUAUAAGUUCUUUACUUUUACGAUAUAUUCUUCAACUUAUUAGUAAUGGACAUGCCAUUACAAAAUCAAAUAUAUUUUUAAGUAAAAAUGAUUCUUCCAUGAUUCAACAAGAUAUUGUAGCUACAGGAAUUUAUCCUUCUGCAAGUAUAAUGAAUCAUUCUUGUGACCCUAAUAUAAUUAACAUUUUUGUAAAUCAAUAUCUUAUUGUCAGAGCAUCAAGAGAUAUUUCUCAAGGUCCACACUACAGACAUAUGACAACAGAAAAUAGACAAAAAAUUUUGAAAAGCCAGUAUUGCUUCAUUUGUAAGUGUAAAGCAUGCACUCUACCAAAAUUACAAUAUUUCGUGGAAAGAUUUAAUGCAAUGAAAUGUUUAAAAUGUAAUGGUGCAUUAUGUAAUAUAAAAAAUUCUACAUAUUGUUUAGAUUGUGAUGACAAAUCUCAAAUUCCACUUUUAAAUAAAAUAAUACAAGCUAAUGAAAUUUUUCAAAUAUCUGAAGUUUAUAUUAACUUAGGUAAACCAGAAAAAGCAUUAGAUAAAUUAGAAAAAUGUUUGCAUAUUAGAAAAACAGUAUUGUAUAAAUAUAAUGAAGACAUAACAAUUACAUUAAAUCUUAUGGCAGAAAUAUAUAAAAUAAUGGGGCAAUGGAUAAAUAGUAUUAUGUGUUUGGAAAAUACACUUGCUGCAAUUAAAGAAAAAUUUGGGUCAUUCAGCAUAGAACUUCUUAAUCAAUUAAAUAAUCUUACAGAUAUGUGUUUUAAAUAUUUAGAAAAAGAAUUAAAUACUAAGAAUACAAACACACACAAGAAAAUAAUAAAAAAAACUCAAAUAUUUUUAAAUCAAAUAGAAGAAAUUACAAAUCUUAAUUAUGGUUUUUGGAGCAAUAUAUAUAAAGAUGUAAAAAAGAAACAAAAUCAAUUUCUCAAUUAUAGUACUUAUAAUUUAAAUAAAUGAAUAAAUAUACUUUAUAAAAA
Messenger RNA from Apis dorsata (giant honeybee), 1002 nucleotides. RefSeq names its product SET and MYND domain-containing protein 4-like. The record is from RefSeq and is a predicted model, not a curated record. NCBI's taxonomy places the organism in Eukaryota, Metazoa, Arthropoda, Insecta, Hymenoptera, Apidae. Bases 128 to 982 code for a protein of 284 amino acids. The transcript is spliced from 6 exons. Gene Ontology annotation, molecular function: protein binding.